UCUUUUCUCCGUGAAAUAUAUAGAGUUGUCUCCCCGUCGGGCGUGUUUCUUCUUCGCGAUGGAGGCGAGGAGGUAGUUUUCGGAAGGUGUUCCAGUGAUCUAACAACCGCCGCGCGGCGAACACAGCUCGCUCGUUACGAAAUUAAGUACGUACGUAAGAGGAGUCCGUUAUUCGUGGCGCAAACGGUGGUUUCCUUUGCUCCCGCGCGUACUUUUCGGACCGUCGAAGGCCUCGAAAGUGCACAUACAUACACACACUUUCAUACACAUCGUGUUACGUUUGUUCUUCGGAUUAGUCACGAAUUAUAAAUGCUCGGGUUUUAGUGUGCGUGCGACCAGUUCGAGCACUUCGCACUCUCUCUUUUUUUCGUCUCCGUUUGUUUUUGUUUCUAUUUUUCGUUCGUUUCGUCUCCUUCUCCAUAACCUCCACCUGCUCUUCUUCUACUUCAUCGUAUUGCUCGUGUUUCGUUUGUUUCCUGAAUGAUUCAAAACACUUGAGGCUCGCGACCCGAGGAAGUCGACUUCAUCUGAGACCAGUAUUCUUUGUAGGUUUACAAUCGUAUCGAUUGGUAUAUAAUCAAGAAUGAAGAUGGAUCCAGGGAUCGUGUGCUUCCAGCAUUGCGGCCCGAAAAUCUUCUGUCUGAGCUUACCGGAGAGCUGCCCAGCCUGCAGAUCGGACCUGUCCAAGGCCGAUUUCUCACUACUUCCAUUUAGAGUUCCUUAUCCGUUCGUGAGAGCGUCACAGCACUCUUGCUCGGUGAUUAUAAAACCGACGACUGGUGAUUUCCUACAUGAUUAUUACAACUCGAUGGAUCUGCAUAUAGGUGUGACAACAUCAUCUGGUACUAUAGUAGAGUUCGAUAGGAACGGGCUGAGAAGGCAUAGAAAUUCGCAAUGGGAUCAAUGUUUGUUGCUUGAUGCAGCAACGAGUUCCUGGACAGAGCAUUGGGAUGAAGUGCUGAUGAAGGUGUGCAAGCAACCCAGAUGGUUGGCCAAAAACUACGACGAGGACACGAUGAACUGUUACUCCUUCGUUCUUACCUUCCUCAGAUGCCUUAGCUAUGGCAGCCUGAGCGCGGCCGCUGCCAACCGUACCGACUUCUGCGAGAAGUUCAUAGUUCCUAGGGCGACGGCGGCGGGAAAGUACAUCAGUCUCUACAGGAAGCUCAAGGAGAAGGGCUUCCACGUUCAUAGGACCAAAUGAAAUCGCAGAGCUAGUGCUAAACCAAAAUCUGUACAUACAACCAAUAUACGUAUAUUUAUUUC
Molecule: messenger RNA, 1266 nt
Organism: Nicrophorus vespilloides
Lineage: Eukaryota; Metazoa; Arthropoda; Insecta; Coleoptera; Silphidae
Product: MKRN2 opposite strand protein
Exons: 4
Coding region: 584-1204 (206 amino acids)
Source: RefSeq, a predicted model, not a curated record